AUGGCUGGUAAACCACUUUCCAGGUUGGGAGGAAAGAAGGAUGAAACAACAGCAAUACUAAUAUUUCUGCUAGCACGUUUUGCGAAAAUCCAUCGUUCGGCGGAGGAGCGUUUCAACACGUUGAGAGGUGAAGGACACACACUUGAAGUCUUGGAAUGCCGAUUUCAGAGAGAAUUACAACUCCAUGCGAGCCUUCGUACCAAUGCCGCACAAAUCUCCAAAGCUGUUCUAAACCUUAUUCAACAGGCUCGAGCGACUGAGUUUUCUAGGGCUGAUAACUUACCUACUCCGGAGAAGUUACAAUUGCCUCGAUCUGAGGUUCGAUCCACGAGAGCUAGAGCAUCUUUAUUGACGAUUUCCAAGCCUAGAUUGAUUGUUGAAUUGAAGGUCAAGGAUGGGUGUUUUGAGCCGACAGUGGUACAAUAUCCUUCUAUUAGUGCCUCUUCGCACACGCCGACAGGAUACGUAAAGUGGCAAAUCAACAAAUCUAGAGCGCCAGUGUCAGCUGAAAUACCUACAGUUGUAUGUCCCGAGACUUUGGAAUAUAAGGGUGAAAAUCUAGAUCGGAAUCAGUUGUAUUAUAAUGAGCUUGCGCGUAGGGUGGGUACCAAGGAAGUCAUCGAGACACGAAUCAGCAAUGCAUUGAAGCACGGCUCAGAUAGAGAGGAAGCAACUAGAAGAGAACAUUCAUAUGCGGAGUCUCAAAUUUGCAUAUUAAUUGCAAAUUACGAAGCCCGAGAAGAAGAAGAAGAAUCGGAAGAGGAAUGA
Messenger RNA from Botrytis fragariae, 768 nucleotides. RefSeq lists its product as uncharacterized. The record is from RefSeq and is a predicted model, not a curated record. NCBI's taxonomy places the organism in Eukaryota, Fungi, Ascomycota, Leotiomycetes, Helotiales, Sclerotiniaceae. Bases 1 to 768 code for a protein of 255 amino acids. The transcript has a single exon.